CAAAGGGGAGCUGUCACGCUCUCGAGAGGGAGGGGGGGUUUUCCGUUGCCGGCCCGGGGCCCUUGGCCUGGGAAGAAGGGGAGAGCGCUCGUGCGCGCGCGCGCUGCGGCUGCCAGCUUCUUUUCCUCCUCCCCCCCACCUCAUGGGGGGUGUAUGAUAACCUGAGUCUUUCGGGGCCCCCCUCCCUCCCUCCUUUCCCCCCUCCCUGGCGACUUGCCUUGGAAACUAGCAGAGAUGACAGAAUACAAACUGGUGGUGGUGGGCGCUGGUGGUGUUGGGAAGAGUGCACUUACCAUACAGUUGAUCCAGAAUCACUUUGUGGACGAGUAUGACCCCACAAUUGAGGAUUCAUAUCGGAAGCAGGUCGUAAUCGAUGGAGAGACCUGUCUCUUAGAUAUUUUGGAUACAGCUGGGCAAGAAGAAUACAGUGCUAUGCGUGAUCAAUAUAUGAGAACAGGAGAAGGCUUUCUGUGUGUCUUUGCAAUCAACAACACAAAGUCUUUUGAAGAUGUUCACCACUACAGGGAACAGAUCAAUCGUGUGAAGGACUCUGAUGAUGUUCCUAUGGUGCUUGUUGGCAAUAAGUGUGAUUUACCCUCUCGGACGGUGGAUACUAAACAGGCUCAGGAACUUGCCAGAAGCUAUGGAAUCCCCUUUGUAGAGACCUCUGCCAAAACUAGACAGGGAGUGGAAGAUGCUUUCUAUACCCUGGUGCGAGAAAUCAGGAAACACAAGGAAAAGAUCAGCAAUGGGCGCAAGAAGAAAUCUUCCAAAAGGAAGUGUAUUAUUCUCUGAAGGAGAGACGCUGCUGCACUGUUGGGAGUGUGAAAAACCCUUUGAGUUUGGGUAUUACCCAAGCUGCUGAACAAAUUCUAAUGGCCAUGCCCCUCAACCUUUUUGGCUGGAAGGUGAAGGUGGUGGAGUACUCAAAAUGUCAUUUAUUUUCCUAUUUUUAAAACUGGGACAUUACAUCUGAUACAAUGAUGCUUUGUAACGAUUACUUGAUCCUAUUGCAUCUUACCCCUUAAAAAAAAACAUCAUGUUUCCUAUCCUUAGAAUUGUAGAGGUCACUUCUAAAGAGUGAGUCAACAUAGGUUGAUCCUGCAGGUGAGAUGGAAGUCAUAGCACGAAGGCAAUGUCUGUCAGAACCUUAGGAGCCGUUCUCAUUUUUGUAGCAUUUUCCCUUUGGUUCUCUGCGGGACUGAACAGCAAACCACACAGACUUGGUGCUGUCUUUUGUGCUAGCAGGCACAGAGAAGAUGAUCUCUUUGAAGGUGGCAAUGAGAGAUGCCGCAAGAGAAAACAAUGGAAAGCCAAUUCGUCUCUGUAGCUGACUUUUCUCCUGCUGUAUUAAAAUAGAUGGUGCUCGGUUGUUCUUCUGGGUUGCCGAAUUUCUAUAUUUAGUCAGUUCUUCCCACCCCCGUUUUUCAUAACUUAUGAGCAAAGGCUCACUGCUUUCAAAUGAUAGGGGAAGUGGUCCUUCUGCUCACCAUGUUUUAUCAUACAUGUAUGAAGAUGGGACAGUAUUGAAACCUGAGGGAGAGGUAGAUUGGGUUAACUAAUAGAAAGCAGUAUCUGAUGGAUGCUAAAAAUGUUACUGUUAUCUGAACAUUGUUUAAUCUUGACACCAAGUAAAGCAUCCUAGUAUAA
This is a messenger RNA of Pogona vitticeps (central bearded dragon), 1650 nucleotides long. Its product is annotated as GTPase KRas. The record is from RefSeq and is a predicted model, not a curated record. Gene Ontology annotation, biological process: signal transduction. Gene Ontology annotation, molecular function: GTP binding; GTPase activity. Gene Ontology annotation, cellular component: membrane. Lineage: Eukaryota; Metazoa; Chordata; Lepidosauria; Squamata; Agamidae.